AUGACAUUCGUCUUUUCACGUAGCACGGGCGCUUCUUCCAUUCCCUCCUUCAACCAAAAUCAGUCGUCGAGAUCGCAAAACAUCAUCAGUCGUGCGUGGGACUCCAUUCCUCAAGCAGCAAAACAAUGCCUUCCCCGGAGUUUUAGCUGGGGAUUUGACAUAAAUCGGGAGAGGGAGGGGUUUAAGACAACGGCAGUCAAGAUUCUUAAACGUAUCUUCACGAUACCCAGUGCCAUCAUUUUGCUAUGGAUGUUCUCAAUUCGGUGGGGUGAACGGACGGUGUUUCAAGACAGCAUCAACCAAUGCCUCUGGGAUAGCUGGGAGGACUGGCCUCAAGGUGCCACACCACACCACAUUGCCUUUAUUGCCGACCCCCAACUUGUUGACCCCCAUACCUACCCCGGUCGACCAUGGCCUGUGUCGACUUUGACGGUCAAAUAUACCGACCAAUACAUGCGACGGUCAUUUUCUUUGAUACAAGACCAUCUCGAACCGGACUCAGUGCUGUUUCUUGGCGACCUUUUCGAUGGUGGCAGAGAAUGGGCCACGGCUACAAGUAGCAGCCCCGAACCACGGUGGAAGAAGUACAAAGACUCUUUUUGGAAGAAGGAAUUUGGGCGAUUCGUCAAAGUCUUCUUGGACCCAUGGGAGAAAUCUGUGAAACCCCUUGUCGAUGGACGAGGGCGCCGGAUGAUUGCUAGUCUACCCGGCAAUCAUGAUCUUGGGUUCGGUAACGGCAUCCAGCAACCCGUCCGUGAUCGCUUCGAGUCCUUUUUUGGAAAUCCAAACCGUGUGGAUGUCAUUGGGAAUCAUACUUUCGUUUCAGUGGACACCCCAUCGCUCAGCGCAGUGGACCAGCCUGAUCCAUUGACGGGUAGCUCUUCGACAGCCAGCGAUGAAAACCGUCCCAUGCGCCCGAUCUGGAAAGACGCAGAUGACUUCCUGGAUAAGAUGGCUAUCCACAAGGCGAAGGCGGAAACGGACGAGCUGCGAAUGCUACAAAACCAGACUGAAGGACAUCAUACAUUCGAUUAUCGCAUUGUCGACGCUGUCGAGCCCGUCAUUCAUCAAAAGCCUCAGCCCACAGGCCUUGGCUUUCCUACUAUUAUUCUUACACACGUCCCUCUCUACCGGAAGCCAGCUACCCCCUGUGGCCCCCUCCGCGAACGCUUCCCGCCUGCCUCAUUAGACGAGGAACUGGCGGAGGAUGAACCCAACUCUCUGAGAAUCGCUGGAGGCUAUCAGUACCAGAAUGUCCUAACGCAAAUCGUUUCCACCGAAUUGGUUUCCAAAGCAGGACCCAACGUCAUCCAGGUGUAUUCCGGCGACGACCAUGACUACUGUGAAGUAUCCCAUCGGGAAUUCAACGGCUCGCCCAACGAAAUCACAGUCAAAAGCUUUUCUUGGGCGAUGGGAGUCCGUCACCCAGGCUUCGUCCUCACCAGUCUGUGGAAUCCAAUCGACCCCAAGACAGGCAAAGCCAUUCAGGACGGAUCACCACCCACUAUACAAAACCACCUCUGUAUCCUCCCAGACCAGCUAGGAAUCUUUCUCUACUAUGUCACCAUCCUGGGCCUUACCAUCUCCAUUCUCCUCCUCCGUUCCAUCUACCGCGUCCUCUACACCCCAGAGCCAUCCCCGUCCGGCGCCCUUCUCCCUCUUACCGAGCGUCGCUCUCUCCCACACCACCAUUACCACACCUCCGGUGCGUCUAGCUCUACUCUCUUACCGGUGGGUGGGUUAGCUAGCCGCAAUGGCAUAGCAGCCUCGACCCGCUAUCCCGGCAUUAAAUCCCCGCAAGAUUCUUAUCGGGGUCCGGACGAAGAGUUCGGAGCCGUUGCCUCAAAGGAAAAGGCUACAUGGCGCCCCGCCUCGGCUACCCGCUCCCGAUCGACGGUGUCGCUCAUCGCUCGGGAUCUGUACCUUUCCAUCAAGUUUGUGGCACAAGUGGUGCUGACAGUGUAUUUUAUUGUGAUCUGGCGCUGGUAG
This is a messenger RNA of Penicillium digitatum Pd1, 1989 nucleotides long. RefSeq names its product putative manganese ion homeostasis (Fr). Gene Ontology annotation, cellular component: endoplasmic reticulum. Gene Ontology annotation, molecular function: hydrolase activity. The record is from RefSeq and is a predicted model, not a curated record. NCBI's taxonomy places the organism in Eukaryota, Fungi, Ascomycota, Eurotiomycetes, Eurotiales, Aspergillaceae. Gene Ontology annotation, biological process: GPI anchor biosynthetic process.